Pistacia vera is the source of this 1051-nucleotide messenger RNA. RefSeq names its product nuclear transcription factor Y subunit B-1-like. Gene Ontology annotation, cellular component: nucleus; CCAAT-binding factor complex. The record is from RefSeq and is a predicted model, not a curated record. The coding region runs from base 263 to 799 and encodes 178 amino acids. Gene Ontology annotation, molecular function: DNA-binding transcription activator activity, RNA polymerase II-specific; RNA polymerase II cis-regulatory region sequence-specific DNA binding; protein heterodimerization activity. Gene Ontology annotation, biological process: regulation of transcription by RNA polymerase II. Lineage: Eukaryota; Viridiplantae; Streptophyta; Magnoliopsida; Sapindales; Anacardiaceae. The transcript is spliced from 7 exons.
UCCUCUGCAUCGUCAGAUCAAUCAGAUUUCUAUUUUUUUCUUUAAAAUUUAAAAAAAUAUAAAUCUCACCAAUCACUCCUCUCUCCCUCUUCCACCUCCAAAACGCGCGCAAAAUAAAAUAUAAAACGCUUGUCUCUCCUGGUACUUCUCCCUCUCUCUGUUUCUUUAUACCGUCCGAAACGUCACCGUUUUUGUCUGUAUUUCUUCAGUUUAUUUCAAAUUUAAAUUUCUUCUGCAUGCGUUUACAUAGGGAUUUGGUGAGAUGGCGGAUGCACCAACGAGUCCGGCGGGAGGGAGCCACGAGAGUGGUGGAGAGCAGAGCCCGCAUUCAGGAGUCAGAGAGCAGGACAGGUAUUUGCCCAUAGCUAACAUAAGCAGGAUCAUGAAGAAGGCCUUGCCGCCUAAUGGAAAGAUCGCCAAGGACGCUAAAGACACCGUUCAGGAAUGCGUUUCCGAGUUCAUCAGCUUCAUCACCAGCGAGGCAAGUGAUAAGUGUCAAAAGGAGAAGAGGAAGACAAUUAAUGGGGAUGAUUUGCUCUGGGCAAUGGCAACUUUGGGGUUUGAAGAUUACAUUGAGCCGCUUAAGGCAUACCUAGUGAGAUAUAGGGAGUUGGAGGGUGACACCAAGGGAACUGCUAGGGGUGGGGAUGGAUCUGCUAAAAGAGAUACAGUUGGAACUCUUGCCGGCCAAAAUGCACAGUUUGGUCUUCAGGGAUCAUUGAACUAUGCUAAUCCGCAAGUUAAUCCCCAAGCACGGGGGCAGCAUAUGAUUGUUCCUUCUAUGCACGGUAAUGAAUAAAGGGUUGUAGCUUCAAUUUUUAUGAAUUCUAGGUUGAUCAAAUUAUUUAGUUUCAACUCCAACAGCUUCUUAUAUAUUGACUUACUUUACUUGACCCAUAGUGCUAUUUAAUUUUGUGGUUGAGGGUGAUUUGGAUUAUUUUUUUUGUUUUGAUGCCCUCAUCAACAGAACAGCUCUAGUAGUCACAUAUCAAUGAUGUAAAUGUGUCUCUUUGUCUAAUUUAUGAUUGCAUGAAGCAUAUGAUAUUAUUUA